GAAAGCAACCAAUCAUCAGUCUUUAUUUCCUUUAAGUGCUUUACUUUAUGUAAUAAAGAGUGAGAAAGAGAGAUAGAGUCAUUAGACUCUAUGUUACAAAAAUUUUAAACCAGCAAGCAAAAAAUGCAAUGUUCCAAAGAAACAUUAGUUAGAUUGUUUUACAAUUUCUCCAUCUCUUUCCAGCUUCUCUUCCUCUUCUUCUACCUCUCUUCAAUCUCUCUAGCCAGGUUCCUCUCUUUCGUUUUCGGUAAUCCAUUUUAUCCAAGGAAUGAGGAGGAAUAUGAGUAUAUAUACUCCGAUGAAGACGAGGAGGAGGAAGAAGAGGGAGAUUUUUCGUAUUAUAACAAAGAAUGCGCGGAGAAGGAUCACUUUGUAGAGCGUAUGGUUCAUGGAGGCGAGGCACGUUCAUUUUUACAUGCAGGGAGGUCUCGGAUGGACCAAGAUGAUUUUGUGGAGGAAAUAAUAGACUAUCAACACGACGAUUUUGUAAUCCAGGAUCAGGAAGAUGUUCAUUUUGACACUAAUGAUCAGCUGUCUGUUUAUAGCUCACCGGCUUCUGAGUUGGAAAGAGAUUUUGAUUAUGAUCAAGUUAUUGUGGAAGAUCUUGGUGAAACAGAUACGGAUUCGGAUUCUAAUUUUCGUGCAAAUGAUCACACCAUCAUUUACCCUUCUGAAAAGGAUCACAGUGAAGAGUUGAUUACCAGAAGAACUCAAAAAGGAAAGCUGGAAAAGAGUUUCAAUGAAGAGAAUUAUUUUAUUUUUGAACCGCCAAAGUCUGAGACCAGGAAAAUUGAAGUUAAAGAAAAGGAUAUUGUUAAUGAGGAAACUUUUGGUGAUACUUGUACUAUUGGAUCAACUUCUAAGAACUCCUCGGAGUGGAGAAGCUCUAUUAAUUGUGGAACUGAGGAUCCAUUUUCAUCGUCGUCGAGGAGAAGCUGUCCUAAGUGGGAGUCUUACACAGUGUUCCAGAAGUACGACGAGGAAAUGCUCUUUCUGGAUAGAGUUAGUGCUCAAAAACUCCAGGAAACAGAAUCACUAAGGUCUAUUCAGGUAUGUCCAAGAUCAAUUUCUGAAAGGAUCGUCCAUAAGUUGUCUACAAAAAACAGCAGAAGACCAUCUGACAACCGCCACAAUCCGUAUCAAGAACUUGAGGGAGCUUAUGUUGCUCAAAUUUGUUUGACAUGGGAAGCUCUGAAUUGGAACUAUGUGUAUUUUCAAAGAUUAAGAGCUUCGCGUCAAUCUGCAGACCCCGGAUGUCCUGCCUAUAUUGCUCAGCAAUUUCAACAAUUUCAAGUUCUUCUGCAAAGAUAUGUGGAGAAUGAACCUUAUGAGCAUGGAAGAAGGCCUGAGGUUUAUGCUAGGAUGAGGAGUUUGGCACCAAAGUUACUUCAAGUACCGGAAUAUAGAGAUUCAGAUGAGGAUAAAAGAGAUGACUACCUUGGCUCAAGAAUCUCCUCAGCUGCAUUUCUUCACAUAAUGGAGGAGGCAAUCACAACAUUUAUGGAUUUUCUUAAGGCAGAUAAAGCAAGUCCCUGUCAAGUUAUAAUGUCAGCAUUCUUCAAGAGAAAUCGACGAAGAGGUCCAGUCGAUCCCACCCUUAUCCUCCUCCAAAAGAAAGUAAAUAAAAAGAAAACGUCAAAAGUGAAAGAUCUUAGGCGGGCUCAAAAAUGCAUAAGGAAAAGAAAGUUAAAGCAAGUGGAGGAGAUGGAGAUUGUGAUGGCUCUGAUUGACCUAAAAGUCGUUUCCAGGGUUUUGCGGAUGAAUGAUUUGAGUGAAGAACAGUUGCACUGGUGCGAAGACAAGAUGACCAAAGUGAGAGUUGGUGAUGGGAAACUUCAGAGAGAUUCCUCACCACUUUUCUUUCCUGCACACUGAAUUUUUGCUUUGGUGACUAGAUGAUGAAUGUGCAUGCAUGAUCUGCAUGGAGUCUGAAUAUCCUACGGCUCUCUUUUCUUAAUUCCUUUAGUGAGAAAAAGAGGUUGAAGACUUGGUGAAUCAUGUGGGAUGACAUAGAUUUUGAAGAUUUGGAAUCUAAGGAUUAUUUAUCUCUGAUUUUUCUUCAAGGUGGAAAGUGAAAGAGCAUAGACAAAGCAAAGGAUAUGAAGAAGGGGACAAUGGUAGCUUUAGUUCUCUUUUUCCCUUUAUUUAAUUGAUUGGGUUUAUCUACACACAAUAAGGGCUCUAAUAAAGCUUUAAAUAAACAAACUUUACAAAGCAAAGCAAAGCUGCAGGAUUCAUGUAUGGUGGAAUAAAAAGUUUACUCAUGUGACACACUAAGGAUAGAAUUUUAGAUGGACCUACUUGUUUAGCAGGUAAAGGAUAGAUAAAUAGCAAUUGAAUCAUGUAUUAUAUUGAGAUUAAUAAACUUAAUGCAUAUAUUGUAGCUUUUCUUGUUUUCACUA
This is a messenger RNA of Daucus carota subsp. sativus, 2402 nucleotides long. RefSeq lists its product as uncharacterized. The transcript has 6 exons. Lineage: Eukaryota; Viridiplantae; Streptophyta; Magnoliopsida; Apiales; Apiaceae. The record is from RefSeq and is a predicted model, not a curated record. Bases 124 to 1875 code for a protein of 583 amino acids.